UACAGUUCACGUUGCUCUACAGUUUUACGAUUGACGCAUGUCCAGUUGAAAACCUCUCAAAUAUUUAUUCGAAAGUUUUCCAUUUGAAAACUUGAAAAUGGCAGCAAAGGCUGCAGAAAAACCAGUAGUGGAGGUUGAGACUGAAGAUGAUAAAGAAUUACAAAGUGAAUUGAAAUUGCUGGUUGACCGGAUUAUGGACAAGGAUGAAAAAUUGGUGGGCCCUGCCUUGGAAAUGCUGAAGUAUAUUAUCCGAACCUCCACCACUUCUAUGACGUCAGUUCCGAAACCUUUGAAGUAUAUGGCCAUUUAUUAUCUCUCACUGAAAGAACUACACAAAAACAUGCAUGAUGGUCCAAAUAAGAAACAUUUGGCAGAUGUUAUUUCUAUCUUAGCUCUUGGAACUGCUGGUGGUGAUGUCGCCAGGAAACAACACGAUUGCCUGAAUUAUUGUUUAGCAGGAACCAUGACCAACAUCGGUGACUGGGGCCACGAAUACAUCCGACAGUUAGAAAACGAAAUCGUUCAAACCUGGGGAAACGAGAAGACCAACAAGACCUUGAUGCCCCUCAUCAUGGACAUCAUGACAUUCAACUGCCACCACCACGCCGAAAUACAAGGCUGCGAUCUACUGAUGGAGAUAGACCAACUGCAUCUCCUUCCUCAGUACAUCACCGAAGAAACGUACGAUAGGAUGUGCCUGUAUCUGACUUCUUGCACCAAAUACGUGGACGUGCUUGAGGCCAGUAAAAUAAUGAGCUUGGUGGUCGAGCAGUACAUGAAGUUCGAAAUUUACUCAAGGGCUCUCAUAAUAGCGCUGCAGUCGGAUAACAAAGACAUGGUGAAGAACAUAUUCAAGGCGUGUAAGGAUAAGGCAACCUUGUACCAAUUAGCGUUCAUCUGCGGCCGUCAUCUGUAUCAAAUUGAAAUAGAUCCGGACGAUGAGCUGAGUGAUGAGCUGACUGCUAUCCUGGGGAAUAAUCAUCUCAGUUCGAAUUUUUUAACGUUUGCCAGGGAGCUCGACAUCAUGGACCCAAAGACUCCCGAGGACGUCUACAAGAUAUGGCUGGAACCCGCCACCCCUUACUUCAGCAUUCUUGGCGACAACAUAGACAGUGCCAGACAGAAUCUUGCCUCCUCCUUCGUCAACGGCUUCGUGAACGCAGGUUUCGGCUGCGACAAACUCCUCACCACAGACACAAGUAGUAAGUGGAUCUAUCGGAACAAGGACCACGGGAUGCUGAGUGCGGCAGCCUCGCUGGGGAUGCUACACCUCUGGGACGUGGACGGCGGUCUGACGCCAAUAGAUAAGUAUUUGUACAGCACCGAGGACUACAUAAAGUCUGGAGCCUUGCUGGCUCUGGGUAUAGUGAAUUGUAGGGUGAAAAACGAAUGCGAUCCUGCGUUGGCGCUGUUGUCCGAUUACGUGAACCACGAGAACGCUGUCUACCAGACCGGAGCAGUGUUUGGUAUUGGACUAGCUUACGUCGGAACCGCUCGUGAGGACGUGCUAGAUCUACUAUCUCCCAUCGUUCAAGGCACACAGUCCGUCGAGGUUCUCGGUAUCGCUAGUCUCUCCUGCGGUCUCAUAGCUCUUGGUCGCAGUAACCACAACGUCAUAACCACCAUACUCUUCAAAAUAAUUGAGGCCAACAAUACGGAACAGCUGAGAUCACCUUUCAUGCGGCUAGCAGGACUAGGUGUGGCCCUUUGCUACAUGGGGUGCAAGGAAAGCAUUGAAGUGCCCUACGCGGCCAUGGACGUUUUCGAAGAACCGUUCAAGACCAUGGUUCAGACUAUGUUGAAGAUGUGUGCGUAUGCCGGUACAGGUGAUGUCUUGAUCGUACAGGAAUUGCUGAGGAUCGUCGAGGAAAAGAUCACGUGCAAGGACGAGAAGGCAAGGGAUAAAGUAAAGAAAGACCCGGCACACAAGAAGAAGGAUAGGAAGAACAAUUUGGAUUGGGAUUACUGCAUGGGUCAGGCUAUAGCUGUUCUGGCCGUUGCUGCUGUAUCAAAGGGGGAAGAAAUCGGUGCUGAAAUGGUGCAGAGAAUAUUUGGCCACAUAGGCCGUUAUGGAGAACCGAUAGUCCGAAAGGCUGUACCCCUAGCUAUAGCCUUGACCUCCGUGUCGAACCCUCAGUUAUCCGUGAUCGACAUACUCACGAAAUACUCGCACGAUUCCGAGGAUGACGUGGCAUGCAACGCCAUUUUCGGAUUGGGUUUCGUUGGAGCUGGAACAAACAACGCUAGACUGGCAGCUUGCCUGAGACAGCUGGCGGUCUAUCAUACCAAAAACCCGUCGCAGCUCUUCAUGGUGAGGCUAUCUCAGGGAUUGCUACACUUGGGUAAAGGUACCAUGACAUUGAGCCCGCUGCAUACCGACAGACAGCUGGUGGAUCCAGUAGCAAUGGCUGGACUCUUAAUUCCUCUUGUGGCCCUUGUCGAUCCUCAUUCCUUGAUUCUUGGAAAAGCGCACUAUCUGCUGUACACGCUGGUCACGGCUAUCCAACCUAGAUGGCUCUUGACACUCGGAGAAGACCUGCAACCGUUGAGCGUAACGGUGAGGGUGGGCCAAGCAGUCGACAUAGUUGGUAAGGCAGGUACGCCGAAAACGAUUGCAGGAAUCCAUACGCACACCACACCGGUUCUGCUGGCAGCAGGAGAAAGGGCCGAGCUCGUCAAUGAAGAUUACGUCGUUUACUCGCCUACCCUGGACGGAGUUUGCGUGCUGAAGAAAUGCUAAGUUACUUGUUCAUUUGUUGUUGAUUUGAUCUUGGUUUCGAAGAGCAUCACUAUAAUUUUUUAUCAUUGACAAAUUA
Messenger RNA from Coccinella septempunctata (seven-spotted ladybird), 2816 nucleotides. RefSeq names its product 26S proteasome non-ATPase regulatory subunit 2-like. Gene Ontology annotation, cellular component: proteasome storage granule; proteasome complex; nucleus. Gene Ontology annotation, biological process: proteasome-mediated ubiquitin-dependent protein catabolic process; regulation of protein catabolic process. Lineage: Eukaryota; Metazoa; Arthropoda; Insecta; Coleoptera; Coccinellidae. The coding region runs from base 98 to 2740 and encodes 880 amino acids. The record is from RefSeq and is a predicted model, not a curated record. The transcript is spliced from 9 exons. Gene Ontology annotation, molecular function: enzyme regulator activity.